This is a messenger RNA of Eutrema salsugineum, 309 nucleotides long. RefSeq lists its product as uncharacterized. NCBI's taxonomy places the organism in Eukaryota, Viridiplantae, Streptophyta, Magnoliopsida, Brassicales, Brassicaceae. The transcript has a single exon. The coding region runs from base 106 to 309 and encodes 67 amino acids. The record is from RefSeq and is a predicted model, not a curated record.
UUUAUUACUCAAGAAAAAUAUUUCCCUCUCUCUCUGAUAAAAUAGCUUCUUACUUUAUCUCUCUCUCCCUCUCUGGUUGGGAUAACAAAGAAGAAGUAUCAAGAAAUGGCAGACUGGAUACCGGUGAUUGCAGCGACGAUCUUGUUCGUGGUUCUGACGCCGGGACUACUGUUUCAGGUUCCCGGCAACAAUAAUUUUGUAGACUUUGGGAAGAUGGAGACGAGCGGUUACUCAAUUCUUCUUCAUUCAGUCAUUUACUUCGGCCUCGUCACUGUGUUCACCAUCGUCAUUCACUUUCCUGGCACUUAA